AUGCGUCACGAAAUGGACCUCCCGGCAGCAUACUGGGAGUUUUCGAACGCAACAGCGGCCUAUCUGAGAAAUAGGGGAGUUGUCAAGGAAUGGCUAAAAGCCCAUGGGAUCUGGAACCCAGCUGAUAAGAAGGUCCACGAGGUUCGAUUCGUGGAAUUCGAUGAGAGCAAGUAUACGGACAAUGAAAUCAGCCAAGAAUCACAAUCGCAGUAUGACGAUGAGAAGGAAGAGAAAAGGGAGCAAGGGGAGCUCACUGAUGAUGACUCUGAUGCCGAAGAUUCGGUCAGGGAUAGGACCAUGGACCAGGAAGCUACAGAAGCUGGGGAUCCCAGAUUCGACGAGAGACCGUGGCACUCAAAAGAGCAGAGAAGCAGCGAGCAGAGCUGGAACGGCGGCAAAGAGAAGAACAGCGCAUGGCAGAACGUCUGA
Messenger RNA from Hirsutella rhossiliensis, 429 nucleotides. RefSeq lists its product as uncharacterized. The record is from RefSeq and is a predicted model, not a curated record. The transcript is spliced from 2 exons. Bases 1 to 429 code for a protein of 142 amino acids. Lineage: Eukaryota; Fungi; Ascomycota; Sordariomycetes; Hypocreales; Ophiocordycipitaceae.